UUUCUCAUCUCGUCCCUUUCCUCUCUCUGUCACUGUCUGAACCGUAACACUGUGUCUCUCUCUCUCUGAGGUUCCAGUUGGAUUUUUGUGAUCAAAACGAAUCGUUUUACUCUCAGCUCACAGUUUUGAGCUGCAGAACUCGAGUCGAGAUUUUCAGCGGAGCUAUCAGCUGGAAGUCUCUGGAAUGGGAGUUUUCAGAUCCAAAAUCAAAUAUUUAAGGGAAAUUUGAAUUAUAAAAUCGGGCUUAAAGUUAUUAUUCGUAUUUAAAUCAUUUAAUUUUUUAUUGUUGAAACCAUGGCUAUUGGGAUAAUGAGCUCUCUUUUAGCAAAAUCAGGGACGAUUUUAGCCUCUGAUCACAGCUCAGUAGUUUCAAUGAACUUAUUCGUGGCGCUUCUUUGCGCGUGUAUUGUGAUCGGUCAUUUGCUAGAGGAAAGCCGAUGGAUGAACGAGUCCAUUACUGCCCUUGCCAUAGGGCUGUGCACUGGAAUUGUAAUUUUGCUUACAACAGGAGGAAAAAGCUCUCAUCUUUUAGUUUUCAGUGAAGAUUUGUUCUUUAUUUAUUUGCUUCCACCUAUUAUUUUUAAUGCGGGAUUCCAGGUGAAGAAGAAGCAAUUUUUCCGCAACUUUAUGACUAUCAUGCUGUUUGGUGCAGUUGGUACUUUAAUAUCCUUUGGCAUCAUAUCUUUAGGUGCCAUACAAUUUUUCAAGAAAAUGAAUAUUGGUACUCUCCAGAUAGGGGAUUAUCUUGCAAUUGGGGCAAUAUUUUCUGCAACAGAUUCUGUUUGCACUUUGCAAGUGCUUAAUCAGGAUGAGACACCGUUAUUGUACAGUCUGGUUUUUGGGGAGGGAGUUGUCAAUGAUGCCACAUCGGUGGUUCUUUUCAAUGCAAUCCAGAGCUUUGACCUUUCUCACAUCAACUCUACCAUUGCUUUGCAAUUUGUUGGAAACUUUUUGUAUCUGUUUAUUUUGAGUACUUUGCUGGGGGUUCUGGCUGGACUGCUUAGUGCUUACAUUAUUAAAAAGCUCUAUUUUGGAAGGCACUCUACUGAUCGUGAGGUUGCUCUUAUGAUGCUCAUGGCUUACCUCUCAUAUAUGCUGGCUGAGCUUUUCUAUUUAAGUGCGAUUCUCACUGUAUUCUUUUGUGGGAUUGUUAUGUCUCAUUACACAUGGCAUAAUGUCACUGAAAGUUCAAGAGUGACAACCAAGCACGCUUUUGCCACUCUGUCAUUUGUUGCUGAGAUCUUUAUCUUCCUCUAUGUUGGUAUGGAUGCUUUGGACAUUGAGAAGUGGAGAGUUGUAAUAAGAGAUAGCCCUGGAAAAUCAGUUGGCGUGAGUGCAAUUCUCUUGGGCUUGAUUCUUGUUGGAAGGGCAGCCUUUGUUUUCCCCUUAUCCUUCAUAUCCAACUUGACUAAGAAAGCAUCAUAUGAGAAAAUUGGCUUCAAACAGCAAGUUACAAUUUGGUGGGCUGGUCUUAUGCGUGGUGCUGUUUCAAUGGCACUUGCUUAUAAUCAGUUCACCAGCUUAGGUCAUACUCAGUUGCGAGGGAAUGCAAUGAUGAUAACCAGCACAAUCACAGUUGUUCUUUUCAGCACAGUGGUUUUCGGAUUGAUGACUAAACCGCUAGUGAGAAUCUUGCUUCCUUCACCAAAACAACUCAUGAGAAUGAUCUCUUCUGAACCAUCUACUCCUAAGUCAUUCAUUGUGCCACUUCUUGGCAAUGGGCACGAAACAGAGGGUGACCAAAGCAACCGAAAUGUAACCCGGCCAACAAGCUUAAGAAUGCUCUUGAGCACUCCUUCCCACACCGUGCACUAUUAUUGGAGAAAAUUUGACGAUGCCUUCAUGCGACCUGUGUUUGGUGGAAGAGGUUUCGUACCCUUUGUUCCCGGAUCGCCCACCGAACAAAAUGGUCAUCAAUGGCAAUGAGAAGGAACUGAAGUAGCAGCAACGAUAUAGUAGCAGUACUAAACAUUAGUAACGCAUGGAAAUUGUAGGUAGGGCAUGAAGCGGGCUUUCAGUGUGAAGUUUGUUAAUAGUAUAAAAGAGAGGGAAUUGAGGUUGAUUAUAACAGCAAUUUUGUCCAGCUUUAGCUGCUUCUUAUUUGAUUUCAUUCCUAUUUUGCUUGUUGUCUCAAUGAAAUUGUAUUCCCGACAUCCUAUCUGGUUUUUUUUUUUUUUUUGUGUGUAAAAGGUUAUAUAUUGAUUGUAUUAUAUUCUUGUA
Molecule: messenger RNA, 2220 nt
Organism: Theobroma cacao (cacao)
Lineage: Eukaryota; Viridiplantae; Streptophyta; Magnoliopsida; Malvales; Malvaceae
Source: RefSeq, a predicted model, not a curated record